Molecule: messenger RNA, 2244 nt
Organism: Durusdinium trenchii
Lineage: Eukaryota; Dinophyceae; Suessiales; Symbiodiniaceae
Source: the annotation of a GenBank genome assembly
UGUGAAGAACCAUUCUAUGUAGCCCGCUACAUCGCCAUGGUGGAAUCAUGGGCUGCUGUGGAUCCGGAACCGAUGUUCGGCAGCAAGUCGCGCCAGCCCCCAUCGAUGCAAAUGCUCAGCUGAGAGAAACUGCACCUCAGCAGGCAGAACCCGCAUCGACAGUCGCGGCGGCCGAACAUGCCCAGCUUAGAGAAGCUGCUGUGCCGGUGGAACCCGCGACGGCUUUGCUGGAGAGUGGCAAAGCCACAACGACAGACCUGAGGGAAUACUUCGAGAAGCACUACCGUGAAGGAGGAGAAUUUCUCCAUCCAGACUACGAGAAGACUCCAGAUGCGACUUUGCAUACUUGGCUUCACAAACCCACAGAUAUCCAGAUUUGGCAGGACGCCAUUGACCUCACCUCCGGUACUGGUGGCCAGGUGGUGUUUCACUACACUUCUGAAGUGGGAUUUCACAACAUCACGCAUCCCAGCAAGGAGGCCUCUGAGAUUUGGGCGUCUUUGAAUACGGAAGGGCCCAAUGCCAAUGCGUGGUGGGGUAAGGGGGUCUACACAGUGCCAUGGUCCCCGGACCAGUGGAGAGAUCGUGAUAAGCUACUUGACAACAACUUCCGCAACAUGAUGCGGAGAGAUCACAAGGAUCCAAUUCGAGGUCCAGAGUAUGUGAAACGUGAAUACCCCAAGAGGGCCGCGUUUUGCGUGCCCAUAUUGGUUGAUGGAUCCAAUGCCUUUGACGUAUCCAAAAAAGCGACUCCAGAAAUGGAGGCAGCAGGAAAGGAGCCGGGCAGAAAUCUGGCUGGCAAGCUCCUAAAUGAGCCUGGCAUGCCUCCUCGAUGUUGCAUUGUGGUUCGCGUGUCUGGUGAAGAUGGCGCAGUCCAACACGCGCGCGGACGCUUACUGGUUGCUCUGCGAAGCCGUGCUGCCCGCGCUGAGGGUGAAGCUGGCCGGGAGGCCAAAUGGAGGCUUGGCGAGGUGCUAAGAGGGCGAGGUUGCUACGAGGAGGCGUCGCCGAUUCUUCGUGAGCUGCAGGAAUUUUAUGAGACGACACAUGCACCUGAGAGCCGAUGGGCCUUGGCUAGUGCAAAUAACUUGGCACUUUGUUUGGAGCAGAUGGGCAAGUACACGGAAGCUGAGGAGUUGUACCGUCGCGCUACGCAGGCCAUGGAAAGGGCUUUAGGCCCUGAUCAUCCAGAUACUUUGAAGUGCAUCAACAAUCUGGCCAACGUCCUGCUGCAGAUGGGCCAGUACACGGAUGCUGAGAAGUUGUACCGUCGGGUUAUGCAGGCCAUGGAAAGGGUCUUAGGUCCUGAUCGUCCAUAUACUUUGAAAUCCAUCAACAACCUGGCCAACGUCCUGCUGCAGAUGGGCAAGUACACGGAAGCUGAGGAGUUGCAACGCCGGGCUUUGGAGGGAAACCAAAGGACUUUAGGCCCUGAUCAUCCAGAUACUUUGGCUUCCGUCAACAACUUGGCAUGUGUUUUGGAGAAGAUGGCCAAGUAUGACGAGGCUGAAGUAUUGAGUCGACAAUCAGUGGAAGUUUGUGAAAGGGCACUAGGCCCUGAGCAUCCGGCUACACUACUAUUCCUCGAGACUUUGGCAGACAUCCUGAGUGGCAUGGAGAAGAGUAGGGAUGCUGAAGUGCUGUAUCGACGGGUUUGUGAUGCUUACGAAAGGACUUUAGGUCCUCAACAUCCAAAUACAUUGAGAUCUCUCAAGAGCUUGGCAGGUCUUUUGGAAGGUGAGGGUAGGCACAGUGAUGCCCUGGAACUGUGCAGGCGCAUGGACUGUGCAUGAAGCGCAUGAAGCACAAGUCAAUGAGGUUGAGAGAGCGAUCCACUUGGUAAUAGCCAUGGCUGAAGAUCAGCAAGGCAUAACGACUGGAUGCACAGAACGUGCGCGAUCUUGCUUCGACUCCUGCGACGGCCUAAGGCAAAACAUGUGCGACAGAUUUGUGCUUGCAACUGCAACCAUGUACAUGCUGGGUAAGCGCAGCCAGGCUGAGGAGCUGUAUCGACGGGUUUGGGAUGCUUACGAAAGGACUUAAGGUCCUCAACAUCCAAACACAUGGAGAUCUCUCAAGAGCUUGCCAGGUCUUUUGAAAGCCCAAAGGGAAGCACAGUGAUGCCUCCCUGUGCUGUGCCCUCAAACAGCUUAGCGAGGCGUAGCUGCGCUGAACGCAAGGCUCAAUGCACUUCAACGCCUCGUUUCAACGCUCAACUGUCGGAGUGUUUCACCAGAUUUGUCC